CCAUAUUGCGGUGAUACAGCGAGUUUUGCGGAGAGGAGCUCAUCAUGAUUUCUGCCCAGGCUUAUGGAGAAAACGGCAAAAUGAAAGAAUAUCACUAUACAGGACCAGUGGAGCACAAAUUCUCCCCUUAUGCCUUCAACGGAGGGACAGUGCUGGCGGUGGCUGGUGAAGAUUUUGCUAUCGUGGCCUCAGACACACGUUUAAGUGAAGGUUACAGCAUCCACAGCAGAGACUCGCCCAAAUGCUACAAGCUGACAGACACUACAGUUCUGGGCUGCAGUGGUUUUCAUGGAGACUGCCUGACGCUCACCAAAAUCAUUGAGGCCCGACUGAAGAUGUACAAGCACUCGAAUAACAAGAGCAUGACGAGUGGAGCCAUCGCAGCCAUGCUGUCCACCAUUCUGUACGGCAGGCGCUUCUUCCCUUACUACGUCUACAACAUCAUCGGCGGUCUGGAUGAGGAGGGUCGAGGUGCUGUUUAUAGUUUUGAUCCAGUUGGUUCCUACCAGAGGGACACGUAUAAAGCAGGUGGAUCAGCGAGCGCAAUGCUGCAGCCGCUCCUCGACAACCAGAUCGGCUUCAAGAACAUGGAGAACGUGGAGCAUGUUCCUCUGACCCAGGAGAAGGCAGUGCAGCUGGUGAAGGACGUGUUUAUUUCUGCUGCCGAGAGAGACGUGUACACCGGAGACGCCCUCAAAGUCUGCAUCGUCUCCAAAGAGGGCAUUAAAGAAGAGAUCGUGCCGCUCAGGAAAGACUGAGACGCCUUCUCUGCACGCCAACGUUAGCCUCUUUUUGUUUCGCUCCAGAUGCAUCUUUCAUUCUGCUCUCCUUUUUAUAUUCUGUCUCGAGAAUAAAUACCAUACUGGUGUCAACAUU
Molecule: messenger RNA, 876 nt
Organism: Danio rerio (zebrafish)
Lineage: Eukaryota; Metazoa; Chordata; Actinopteri; Cypriniformes; Danionidae
Gene: psmb1
Product: proteasome 20S subunit beta 1
Biological process (GO): protein catabolic process
Cellular component (GO): cytoplasm; nucleus; proteasome core complex
Source: RefSeq, marked provisional